UCCCCAAACCGAAACCGAAACAGCCAGCUCGCCAACAGUUUUGUCCUCUUGUCUCUCUCCGCCGACGACCGAAGUCGCACGGCAGAGCACCGCCGCGCCGGCCGCCGGGGAAGAGGAGGAGGGGGAGAUGACGGUGGGGAUGAUCAACGCGAACCCGGUGGUGCACGAGCGGCCGGAGCGCGCCGCCCACCCCGCGCACGCGGCGCUCGACGCGCUCGACGUCUUCGAUACGGUGCGGGACAUCAAGGACCCGGAGCACCCCUACUCGCUGGAGCAGCUCAGCGUGCUCUCCCAGGAGUCCGUAUCCGUCGACGAGAAGCUCGGCCACAUCCAGAUAACCUUCACGCCAACUGUGCAACACUGCAGUAUGGCCACAGUGAUUGGUCUGUGCCUCAGGCUUAAGUUGAUGCAAAACUUUCCUCCGCAUUUCAAGAUUGACAUUAAGGUUGCUCCAGGAUCUCUUGCUAAUGAGGAAUCAGUAAACAAACAGCUGAACGACAAGGAGAGGGUUGCGGCGGCGUUGGAGAACCCCAACCUCCGGCAGCUGGUGGACGACUGCCUCUGCUCGGAUCACUCAUCCUCCUACUAGCUCGACCCUGAUGCCAGACAACCUGCCUCCUGCCUCCUGUACAGCAAUAAUAGGCAGGCAUUUUGUGUUUUGCCGGACACUGUACCUGAUUUCGAGAAAAGAUAGUGUACCUGAUCAUGUAUUUGCCAUUCUUUUCCCUUAGUUGUAGUAGUAUAUGCUACCUGGAGGAAUAUCAGCAAUGCUUUUCCGUGCCUGCUUAUGCGCCGGUCCUUGGAGUAGUUUGUUGCAGCAUGA
Molecule: messenger RNA, 823 nt
Organism: Hordeum vulgare subsp. vulgare (domesticated barley)
Lineage: Eukaryota; Viridiplantae; Streptophyta; Magnoliopsida; Poales; Poaceae
Product: protein AE7-like 1
Exons: 5
Coding region: 128-589 (153 amino acids)
Biological process (GO): iron-sulfur cluster assembly
Source: RefSeq, a predicted model, not a curated record